This is a messenger RNA of Electrophorus electricus (electric eel), 1358 nucleotides long. It is a transcript of the gene gltpd2b, whose product is annotated as glycolipid transfer protein domain containing 2b. Gene Ontology annotation, molecular function: ceramide 1-phosphate transfer activity; ceramide 1-phosphate binding. Lineage: Eukaryota; Metazoa; Chordata; Actinopteri; Gymnotiformes; Gymnotidae. Gene Ontology annotation, biological process: ceramide transport; intermembrane lipid transfer. Gene Ontology annotation, cellular component: membrane; cytosol; cytoplasm. The record is from RefSeq and is a predicted model, not a curated record.
GCCAGCAUGGGAGUGAAAGGGUUGGCUGCCUUCACCAUCAUCUUCAUCAUUGCCCUCUUCUGCUACAUGUGGCUUUAUGGUGCCUUGGAUCAACAGUGGCAAUAUUGCCUGAAGGUUUAUAUUGCAAAAGAUCAAGUAAAUUCUCCGAGUUUGCUUGGGAGAAACAGUUCAGAAAACAAUGUCCUGACUCCACUGAGGGUGUGUCCAGGCCAGAAAUUCCAGGCCGGUGAUUUGCUGAAGCAUCUGCAAGCUGCGCCUGUCUUGGCCAAUGACGUGCUGCUGAAGCCCUACCUGGCCAGCUGGGAUGAACUCAUCAAAUUUUUGAAGACCUUAGGGCCAAUCAUGGGUUUAGUUUCCCAGGAAAUUGAAUCAAAGACCAGCAUCAUUCGUAAGCUUGCCCAGAAAGAGGAGGAAGACAUAAAGAGGCUGUUGCGAGAGAGGCAGUCAGAGGCUGGGCAAGUCUCAGGCUCCUCCCUCCCUCUGGGUGAGCCCUUCCCCAACUCCUAUAGCAAACUCCCAGGUGGAGCCGAGGGCGGGGCCUAUGUCUCUGUGCGCUCUAUGAUGGAGGCGGAGCUGGCGCGAGGUCUGGUGGACUUCACCCAGCUGACGGUGUCCGGCUGCCGCACCCUCCUGCGGCUGCACCGUGCACUGCUCUGGCUGCAGCUCUUCCUGCAGAGCCUGGCUGAUGAAGACGAGGGAGGCUGCAGCCCCGCCCAGCUGUGUCGCGACACCUACCGCCUCACGCUGGCUCAACACCACACGUUUUGGGUGAAGCAGGCGGCAGAGCUGGCAUUUAAAGCCAUGCCUGAGAGGGCCUUUUUCCACAGGCUGGUGUGCGCGAAAACGCCAGUGGAGACCGUCAUCAUACUCCACAUGGUGAGCGGGGCCAUCGGGGAGGUGUACAACAGGACUCAGCUGGCACUGGAGGAGCAUGGUAUGCUGGCGCUACCAUAAAGGGCUGCAGUGCAUAACCCGUCAAGAAACACAGCACACAGAAGCUCCUGCCAAGAAACACAGCACACAGAAGAUCCUGCCAAGAAACACAGCACACAGAAGAUCCUGCCAAGAAACACAGCACACAGAAGAUCCUGCCAAGAAACACAGCACACAGGCGAUCUCGUCAAGAAACAGCACACAGGAGAUCCCGUCAAGAAACACAGCACACAGGCGAUCUCGUCAAGAAACAGCACACAGGAGAUCCCGUCAAGAAACACAGCACACAGGAUAUCUCAUCAAGAAAGACAGCAUGCAGGAGAUCCUGCCAAGCAUGUUAGAGCUAAUGCCAGAAAACAAAAAUCCACUUCUCUUAUCCAGAGCGACUUACAAAAAUUAUUUGUCAUUUACUCAUAGAAUAUCCU